This is a messenger RNA of Heterobilharzia americana, 558 nucleotides long. Lineage: Eukaryota; Metazoa; Platyhelminthes; Trematoda; Strigeidida; Schistosomatidae. The record is from the annotation of a GenBank genome assembly.
AUGGUUCAAGCUGCAAUCGCGCAUGCCAAUGCAGCUGCAGCUUUAUGUUCUCCAAAUCCAUCUUCUGUUUGUGGGACAGUUUGUUCACCGUCUACACUUGCCUUAUCACCCCAGCAUAGUACACAAGUGUCAUUUUGUCAUACAAGUACAUCGAAUUCAUCGAGUUCAAAUAGUGGAGCUGGAUCAUCUCCAGCUACUGUAUCUGCUUUAUCUCAGAGUGCAAAUCCGCAUAUAAGAAAUAAUACUACUAAUUACUUUUCUAGUCAUCAACCAAAUCAAUCGAAUGUAACAUCGUUUGUUGCACAAUUACAACAGCAUCAACAACAACAAACAUUAGCUGCAGUUCAUCUAAAUCAACAUGUGAAUGCUAAUAAUACACCAAAUUCAACAUUAGGUUUUGCUAAUGUUGUUUCAGCUACAGCUGGUCUACCUCCUCAAAUGGCUGCUGCAGCUAUUGGUCUUCUAGGUGGAUAUAAUUCAUUUAUAAAAGAGUUAACAGGAAGUGAAGGUCAUUUUCAAACUGGUCUACCACCAUAUCAACAGAAUAUUAACUUUUAA